AUGGAUGGAAGAACUGAGGAGUGCAAGGUGGUGCGUCUGAAGCACCAAGUGACUACUGAAGGAGGAGGAUCGAGUGCAGUAAGAAAAGUGAAGAAGAAGGACUUUUAUGAGCUUCACAUGGAGAUGAUGGCUUCCACUGACUCGGAGCCAAUAGCAUGGAUCGAGGCAGACCAUAGUCUCCAUUCACCGGUGCACGCGGUGAUCACUACUGAACCCCCUAGGAUGGGGGGGAGAUCUCGAAUCUGGCUCGGCUCCUACUCCACUGACGUCGCCGCCGUCCGCGCCUACGACACCGUCGUCUUCUACCUCCGCGGCCUUACCACCAAGCUCAACUUCCCCGACCAAAUUGUCGCAGGCGGCGCCGCCCUCAACGACCUCUCCGCCACCUCCAUAAGGAAGAAAGCCGCCGAGGUCGGCGCCAGAGUCGACGCCCUCCACUCCACCAAUCGCCACCCCACGAAACCCUCUUGGUUUCAAGAAGAGAUCGAUCCAACAAGCAGCCCGAGCCAGAACCGGCCGAACCCGCCACUUAAUCUUGUCUCGCGUGAGCAGCUCCUCUCAUGA
Messenger RNA from Salvia splendens (bonfire salvia), 564 nucleotides. RefSeq names its product ethylene-responsive transcription factor ERF014-like. Lineage: Eukaryota; Viridiplantae; Streptophyta; Magnoliopsida; Lamiales; Lamiaceae. Gene Ontology annotation, molecular function: DNA-binding transcription factor activity; DNA binding. The transcript has 3 exons. The record is from RefSeq and is a predicted model, not a curated record. Gene Ontology annotation, biological process: regulation of DNA-templated transcription. Bases 1 to 564 code for a protein of 187 amino acids.